AUGUCCUUUUCCGCUGUCAUGGACGAGAUUCCCUCGCAGGAUCCAGACUUGGAAAUCCCGACCAGGCCCGUUACGCCAGUCGACAACACUGCGAUGCUAGGCGUCCCGGCCAAGAAGAACCAGCUCUACCAUUCAGACAGUGUCAACAAAGUUCUCAAUGAGCUUUCAAGAAACCUCAGUGGCAUCUGCGACAACACCAUCUUCUCCUCAAAGGCGGACAAAAUGCCACCUCCCCCAGGUGUUGGCAGUCAGAGCGACAUUCAUUUCGCCUAUGGUUUCAAGCAUAAUUCAGGCGAACCUUCAUUUUUAUCUGGUCCUUCCGGCCAGACUGCUCUUCCCGUCAUGUCUGUCUCACCUGCAGACUGCACUCUCACCCCCGCUUCCAAAGACAAGACUAUGAAUGUCGCACUCGACCUCAUGCAUUUCUACCACUCCAAUAUCCCCGAACCACCGUCUCUCAGCAAUAAUCUCACUCCUCGUUCAACAUCUCCGGCCCAAGUCGUCUCCCAACGCAAGCCAGAAACCUCAAAGGUAGACGCCGCGACCACUCCGAGCCUCUCGCCCUUGUUAGCCACUUCGGGUGCAUCUCCAAACCUCUUGCAGCCACAGAAUACGUCUUCUCAAUCUACCUCGUCCUCUGCCUCGUCAAAACCUGGCGCCCAAUUGAAUAGUAUACUUUCUCCGACACCGUCUACCCCUGCACUCUCAUUCGACGGUGUUGGUUCUGGGAGUGAUCAUGAAUGUCGAGAUAAUGCACCUCUUCCAAAGCGCCCUCGUGCACCUCGUCGAGCCACCAAGGAUUCCGCCGCAUCAACCUCGACGGCUGCCAAAUCUACCCCAUCCUCGAGCAAAGGCAAAGGACCAAUUAGUCCAUCUCUCCCAUUGACCCCUUCAAUGCCCAUUAUCACUCCCCACCUCCAACCGCAAAUCCCAAACGGAUACACUGUUCCAAGCUCGGAGAUCAAUUCAGACUUUGAGGACGACGGAGAGGAUGAGGAUGUCAAAGAUCUAACCUAUCAGCAAAGCCCAUACUCUGGUGGUCCUGUCCGUGAAAAGGCACGCGAGAGAGUCAGUGAAAAGCCCAAGGUGGUACCCCGGGUCAAACAACGCCACGGCAAAGAAGAGUGGUCGAAUGUAGCCGAAGCCUCGCAUCCGUACAAAGGACUCAAAACGCUUGGUGUUCCAUCAUCCGGAAACGGACGCCAGCGCUGCUCGUACGUGAGCCCUUAUGAUGGAUGGAAAUGUGACCAGGUACUUGCACGGUCGUACGACGUACCGCGUCACAUGGAAGUACAUGCGAAAGAGGAGUACGAACUCGUCAUCACCGGCAAGCUCGCUGCGGAACGCUCCGACUUGUAUACUUGCGUGACCGAGGCAAACAUGUACGUUUGUCUCGUGUGCCGCAAAGACUUUUCUCGCAAGGACGCCAUGCAACGACACGUACGCAACUCUGCAAAAAUGUCGAAAGCAAAACACCGCGCGGAGAACGCCAAAAUAAGCAUGAAGAAGCGGGUCCUUGGCGAUCCAAUUGUUCCUCAUCCAUAUGACAUGGCAAAUACGGAGAGUGGAGGUGGUGUGCCCGAAGAAAUAUUGGAUAGGCAUCGUGCGCUGCUCAACAAUCUCAAAGAAGAGGCCAUCGCACUCGGCCAGGACGUCUCGGACUGGGACGUAGAGGAGAUGGUUCCCAAGCUCGGAGGCGGCCUCUUUGGCACCUCUAGUACGGGCGAGUUAUACGCAGGCAUGCGCGAUAAGGCUCCAGGGAUCCCCGUGGGCAGACGCGGUGGAAACAAACAAAAGACGGAAGCAGCAAAGUUACGGGCGAUGGAGGAGCUUCCGAGAACUCGAGGUGCCAAUCGAGGUGCGCAGAAAAAGGCCGGGACAUCUCGGAUGUCUUCGCAAGCUGCGACACCCAAAACGAACCCGUCUACCGCUGGAGGAUCACAGGAGCAUGGACCCACGACGGAGUCCGAAGACGAUGAGCUGGUGUCGAGUGGCGAAAGCUCGCCCGAGGAGGAAGAGCCAAUGGAGAUGGACUAA
Serendipita indica DSM 11827 is the source of this 2037-nucleotide messenger RNA. Lineage: Eukaryota; Fungi; Basidiomycota; Agaricomycetes; Sebacinales; Serendipitaceae. The record is from the annotation of a GenBank genome assembly.